CAGCGCCUGGGGGGGGGGGGGGGUCUGCACUCUGCAUUACUUGCUCUACCUCAUCCAUCAGAAUAAACCAAAUGCAGCACAGAGGAGUGUAUCACCAGGAAAAAAGCUCUGGCAUUAUUCCAAACUGAACUGCUUGUUUUUCCCAGCUGACUGAGACACACAGACUCAUCUGUCUGCACCACUGACCCAGAGACAGACACAGAGAGGGGGGGGGGUUAACAUGGUUCAGGUGCAACACAGUGUCCCAGCAGGCUGCUCCAUCCUCUCCCUCCUCUGUACCGAGCUGUGGCUAUUAAACAAAGUCAGACAGGAUAGUGAAUGCAGGAUUACUAAAGCCUGUAACUUGAUCUCUCCUCUCAGUUGGCUACUUUGCUCGGAGACUCCCCUUCCUUUCUAGAUGACUGUUUACAAUCCUUUUUCCCGCCGGAAGACAUGAAGGCUGUACUUGAACACCACAGAAACCUUGGGCAUUUUGGAGAGAAAGAUCCUAGAUUAUUACCAAUGGAUGACUGCAUCCUCUCCUCCCUGUCUCUGCCUCCUGGGUCCAAACAUGUCAUGAACACCACCUCGCCUGCUCACAGGGAUUUACACUUCUCAGAGAGCAAAGGACGUUUUGACGCUCUCUUGAACACCAGCAGCCUGGAGAGGGCGAGCAGGAGGAGCUCUGAGACGGUGAGACAGAGCCUGAAGGACACCCGGCAGGUCAGAGGAGGGAGCGUCUCUCAGGAGAGGAAGCUGCAGAGCUCCGUCAGUGCUGACACCAUCGACCUCACUGUGUCCGGGGAGACCGCGGCCAUAGACCCAGCAGCCAAUGACAACAGCCAAAGUUUGCGAGGAGGGCGGGUUCUCAGGAAGAGGAAGCUGAGCGGAGGCGGGGACAUUCCCACUAAACAGCUAGCAGCGGCUUUCCUAAAUUCAUCAGUGGAAGGCGGGAAUUCGGAUGAAUCUCCUCUAAUCUCGAUAUGGGGAAAAUACACAGACUCUCUGGAAGAGUCUCUCCCAGCUGUGACGGACUCAAAGGUUCCCUGGUCGGACGAGGAGACGCUCAAUCUGCUGGACAUCUGGGGGAAUGACUCUGUGCAGCGGGCUCUAAAGGGCUGCUCCAAAAACCGUCACAUUUUUACUCAGAUCGCUCAGAAGAUAGCAGAGAGAGGGUACUCAAGAACCGUGGAACAGUGCCAGACCAGGAUUAAAAGACUGAAGAAGAGCUUCCGCAGAGGGAGCUCCAAGCUGGAGAAUAAAUUUUACGAGCAGCUGAAGAGAGUCCUGGGCUCCUCAGGCCCCUCAGCUGUCCCUCAGGUCACCUAUGAUGUGGAAGAGGUCAUCGAUGAAGACGAGUCCCGAGACGGAGAGGAUGACCUUCAAUUCCUCGGCCAUACGAACCAACCAGAAAUAGUCAAUCAUAUUUCUGAAGGAACGAGAAGCGUUCCAUGGACGGACGCUGAGACGCUGGGUCUCAUCACCAUGUGGGGCGAGGAGCAGGUGCAGCAGGAGCUGAGGGGGACGCACCGGACCGGACACAUGUUCCCCACCAUAUCAAACAAGAUGGCCGCCCAGGGCUUCUCCCGAACACCGGAACAGUGCCAGAGGAGGCUGAAGAGGCUGAAAGCAAAUUUCAGGCAAUGCUACCAAAACAACCUGGAAGGACAGGAGCAAGUUCCCUUCAAGUUUUACAGUGAACUGGGGAGGAUCUUAAUGAAGGACUUCCCUUCAGUGCCACAGCCGGAGGAAACAGCAGGAGAGCCUGAACACGACGACUUCCCCUCAUUCUCCCAUCAGGACAUCGAGUCUGUUGUGGGCGCUCAGGAGGACAGGAGGAAAGUGCCCUGGUCGGACAAAGAGACCAUCAUCCUUCUGGAGAUCUGGGGAGACCCACAGGUCCAGCAGAGCAUGAGACGCUACCCACACAACGGUCACAUUUUCACGGAAAUAUCUGAGAAACUCGCGGCUAACGGCUACUCCCGCAGCGCAGGCCAGUGCCACACCAGGAUCAAACGGCUGAAAGCUAACUACAGGCAGUGUCAGGAGAACAUGAGCUCAUCUGGGACUGACAAAAUUGACUUCAAGUUUUACGAUCUGCUGGAACAAAUCUUGGAGAAGCAGCCGUCCACAUCCUCCACCGUGGUAACAGACUCCAUCGAAAUAUCUGAAGACUCUAAUGUGGAAUCGGUGACCGAAACAGAUGGAGAAGCCAGCAUGUCGACAGAGAAAGCUCCACCCAGCUUGUGGUCCGACGAGGAGACGCUGGCUCUGAUCGAGGUCUGGGGCGACGAAGACGUCCAGAGAGCGCUGAGGGGAUUCAUCCACAACGGACACGUCUACGCCGACAUUUCGGAGAGAAUGCGCGACCUCGGCUACUCCAAGAGCUCGGACCAGUGCCGCUGGAAAGUCAAGUCACUGAGGAACAACUUCCGACAGUGCUGCGAGAGGAAACAGUGUGGAAGAAGAAUAGAUUAUAGAUUCUACCCACAGCUUGAAGAAAUCCUCGGACAGGAAGCAGGUCCUGUUGAUGAGUAUGAGGAAAAAGAGGAACAAGCAGACCAGGAUCCAGGUCAAGAUGGAGUAACCACAGCGUGGACGGAGCAGGAGACGGUGGCCCUCGUGGAGGUGUGGGCGGCAGACGACGUGCAGCACGGCCUGAAGACCUGCGUCCGCAACGGGCACAUAUUCGCUGACAUAUCGGAAAGAAUGACCGCCGUGGGAUGGCCGAGGACGGCGGAGCAGUGCCACUCCCGGAUCAAGAGGUUGAAGAAGAGCUACAGGCGGUACUGCAACAGCUGGAGAAGUGGAGCACGCACCACUGUGUUCCGAUACUUCCACCUCCUGGCUCCGGUGCUCGGUGAUGACUCGGUGAAUGCUGAUGUGGACAGUACUGCUGCUGACACCACCUUACAACCUCUUACAGACAAUGAUUCGGACAUGGUGGAGCAGCCAUCCUCCAGCCAGCUCCUGGACCUGAGCAGGAAGACGCCCUGGUCGGACCAGGAGACCCGCACCCUGCUGGAGAUCUGGGGGGAGGACAACGUUCAGCUCACCCUGAGGGGCUGCCUGAAGAACCGCCACGUGUUCGACUACAUCUCUGAGAAGAUGGGCGACGGAGGAUACAUAAGGUCCUCAGAGCAGUGCUACACCCGCAUCAAGCGCCUUAAAUACGGCUUCCUGCAUGAAAAAGAGGAUUAUAAAUUCUACAGUGAGAUGGAUGAAAUCUUCAGGAGAGAGCUGAAAGUGGACGACUCAGUCGCAGACACACAGGACACAGAGGAGCCGGAGGACUGCACUCAAAAGAAAGCGGCCUCAGGUGCUCAGUGGGUGGCCGACAGCUCCAAGCUGCCCUGGAGCGACGGAGAGACGGAGGCUCUGCUGGACCUGUGGGGCAGCGAGGAGGUGCAGGAGACCCUGAAGGGCUGCACUAAGAACAAACACAUCUUCAUCCAGAUCUCUGAGGUCAUGGUCAGCCAGGGCUACAUGCGCACCCCCGAACAGUGUCAGACCAGAAUAAAGAGGCUGAGGGCCAACUUCAGACACUUCCUAGAGGGCAGAAAAGGGGAAAAACAGGAGUGCAAGUUUUUUGAGCAGCUGGUGCAGAUAUUUGGAAGCAAAUAUGUAUCGAACUCUGACCCCCUGACCGAGGACGCAGCCGAGGACGUAGAGACCUGAAACUGUCUGUAAUCUUGAAAUGAAAUAAUGAGGAAGAAGCCGCUGCAGACUGAGGAACAUCCAGAAGUGAAGGGGACACUGGAGCAGAAGCUGGUGGUGUGCCGCUGUGCACAGAUGACGUCUGCCUGUGUACACACUUCAAAUACUUUUACAUUCUUCAUGCACACAGUGUGUGUGUGUGUGUGUGUGUGUGUGUGUGUGUGUGUGUGUGUGUGUGUGUGUGUGUGUGUGUGUG
Messenger RNA from Notothenia coriiceps (black rockcod), 3892 nucleotides. RefSeq lists its product as uncharacterized. The transcript is spliced from 18 exons. The record is from RefSeq and is a predicted model, not a curated record. The coding region runs from base 433 to 3657 and encodes 1074 amino acids. Lineage: Eukaryota; Metazoa; Chordata; Actinopteri; Perciformes; Nototheniidae.